Messenger RNA from Conger conger (European conger), 3887 nucleotides. Its product is annotated as heterogeneous nuclear ribonucleoprotein A0-like. Lineage: Eukaryota; Metazoa; Chordata; Actinopteri; Anguilliformes; Congridae. The transcript has 2 exons. Gene Ontology annotation, molecular function: RNA binding. The coding region runs from base 86 to 1024 and encodes 312 amino acids. The record is from RefSeq and is a predicted model, not a curated record.
CGCCCUCGAUUCUUUCAAAAAGGAGGAAAGCGAAAGGGGAGAAGGCAUUUCGAAUUUGAGGGAAAAGACAACCUAAGAAAAAAUAAUGACGAACCAACUUUGCAAGCUUUUUGUCGGUGGGCUGAACGUACAGACGACAAAUGAGGGACUUCGGCAGCAUUUCGAGCAGUAUGGCCAGCUUACUGACUGCGUGGUGGUUCAGAAUCAACAGCUACAGCGGUCCCGCUGUUUCGGCUUUGUGACCUACACGACUGAGCAGGAGGCCGACGCAGCAAUGGCCGCCAGACCACACUGUGUGGAUAACAACAACGUGGAAGUGAAAAGAGCCGUGGCGCGCGAAGACGCUGGAAGACCAGAGGCCCACGCCAAGGUAAAGAAAAUUUUCGUCGGCGGGCUGAAAGACGAUAUCGAAGACGAACACCUACACGAAUAUUUCUCCCAAUAUGGCGCUAUCGAGAAGGCUGAAGUUAUCAGCGACAAGCAGACCGGCAAGAAGCGUGGAUUCGGCUUUGUCUACUUCGAAGACAACGACUCCGCCGACAAAGCGGUUGUGCUCAAAUUUCACACUGUCAAUGGACACAAAGUGGAGGUUAAGAAAGCCCUGACCAAACAGGAGAUGCAGGCUGCAGGGGGCCGCGGCGGCAGGGGAAGAGGACGAGGAAUGGGACGGUCUCAAAAUGGCUACGGUGGGGGGAGAGGAGGGGGUGGUUACAACAGCUAUGGCGGCGGCUAUGGGGGAGGAGGCUACGGGAGCAGUGAUGGCGGAUAUGGCGGUGGCUAUAGCAGCGGUGGAGGCUACGGUGGAAGCUACGGAGGAGGCAGUGGCUAUGGAGGAGGGUAUGGCGAUAGCUAUGGUGGCGGAAAUGGCUACAGUGACUUUGGCAGCGGAUACAGCCAACAGUCCUCUGGCUACGGGCCGAUGAAAGGAGCCAGCACCUACUCCGGGCGAAGCAGUGUCCCUUACUCCCGAGGAGGAGGUGGCGGUGGCUACAGCAGGGGGGGCUAUGGAGGAGGCACUUACUAAGUCCACUGCUGCGUUAGGAGAGACUGGGUCGAGCGGCCGUUUCGUCUCUUUGCCGCCAGUUAUAGCCAUUUCUUUGGACAUCAAACAGAACUCAAAACAGUCAAGUCUGCUAUUGCUGAGACAUCUGGCAAAAUAGCGGACACUGAAUCCUAAAGACGACCUCAAGUGACCCUAACAGGUAGGAAGACCCAGAGAACCUGACUUGCACGACCACAUAGGACAUGUUCGAUUGCAGGAUUCAUUUAGCUAAGCUACUCGCUAUAUUUUCUAAGCGUGGCACUGUUCCUAGUUGAUUAAGGUGUGAGAAGCAUUUUUAUUUUAAAAUUGAAAUAUGUAACUUACAAAUAUCGAAUAUUGAGUAGCAGAGGUCUUCUGUCGACUGUUUUAGUUUUGUUUGUGUAACCAUAUCUGACUUUUGUUUUAUCUGUAUUCUCCGCAAUUAUUCUAACUCCUGUCCCUCCCCCUCCCCUAAAACAGCUCUGAAAUGCCGUAAUGUAAAUGUAAAGGGGUGGAGAACCCAAGAAAACAAGUUGGAAUUUAUGACGGGCAGGUUCAGCCGUACGAUCUCUAUAGUAAACAGUUGUAACCUCAUUGCUUGUGCGACAUUGCCGAAUGCAGGCGAUCCGAUUAAUUUUGAUUUAAAUUUAAAUUUUGAAGGCGAUCAGAACGUUAUUUUUUUUGUUAGGGCAUAUGUUGGAAAGUUGAUGUCCCCGGCUCUAAUACAGGCAAAACCAGUUUACUUCGUUUUCAAGCAACAUGCUCUUUGUGUAUUGUCAUUGUGCAGUUACACCAUCUUAGCAUUGUUAAACAUUGAUAUGCAAUUGUAUGUUCAUUUUUAAAUAAAAAGUCAAAGCAGAACAAAGGUUAUUUUACUUUAUGGAUGUUUUGUUACCAGAUUCCAUUUUCAUGGAUACCCUGUGGUAUUUUCAACUGCAGUUGAUUGUUUUCUAUUAACGUUAUAAAAAAAGUUGUCGUUUUAAUUCCAUGCAUUAUGAAUAAGCUAAUUGGAAACUACCUGUCGAGAAUUGAUCUAGCUAAUUGACAUUCUUGUGUCCUAAACUCAGUUUCUUCCAGGUAAAUCCGAAAAAUGUAAAUCCUAAUUCGUAUUCCAAAUUUAGUUCAAACCUUUAUAUUAUGUGACUCAAAUGCUUGUCAACCCAUCAAUUGACGGUUACUUGGCUCAGGUCUAUGCAUUUCAUUACAUUUUAGUCAAACUACUCGCAGAGCCUAAGGAACCAGUUUUAAAAUUUACGCAAAUUACUACCUGGACUUGAGUGACACGUUCACAUGUGAGUUUAAUAGUUCCUGGGGAAGUGGGGUGUCAGAACUUGAACAUUAAAUUCAUAAUUCAUUGAAAUGCCAAUAAUGCACAUCCUAUAUCCGUAAUUGGUACAAUUGUUGAUGCGCGUUUGCCCCAUUGUUGGACGACGUUUGAAAUGGCGGCACUUUCGCAUAUAGUACCGGUAAACGUAUAGAACAGGUUUACCCUGUUUCCGCUGGGAUCUCCAUUGUACAUAUUAUAAAUUGGCUCUCGGAGAUCUUGUUUGAAAACUGACACCCCCUGGUAUGUUUGGGGAUCUAUGCACAAUGCAUGGAUGGUUUGUUGGUUUUAACCAACCAUAGGUAGCCCUGUAAUUAUUUUGAAGACAUUUCUUCUAAUGGAAAUGAGCUUUUAUUCGUUUUCUCUUUGUCCUGAUUGUUUGGACUAUGGAGGGCUCACAUUUAUUUCUGAUUCCUAUAUUUAGGUGUUCAUACUGUUAUCCCGGUACCUCAAAAUAGGUGUAGCAGUUUUUAUACAGGGACCCUGUACAGUACCUGGGUUCGAGGUUAUAGGAGUCUGAAAUAUCUCAUUAGGAUCACAUCCUGCAGCAAUAGGUAUGUAACUCAAUCUGUCUCCACCUACACAUUAGUUAUAAGCAUUUUAUGAUUUUGUCUGGUUAAUUUAGUAAUGUAUAUGUAAACCCAAUUAACAUCUUAUGUGCUCUGGACUUUUGUGUUCUACAUGGAAAAAAAUAUUUAACAUUAAGUUUGCUUAUGUAUAGUUAAUAGGUCCUCGUUUAAUGGGUUAUGAAGACAUUUAAGACUGUAGCAGUUGCAAAAUUCCCACUUUCCAGUGUUAGUCAUUGAUUGAAAUGCGACUUGGAAUGGGAAUGAGCUCUCGUGCAAUCUCGACAAACUUGAUGUUUGCCGCCCCCACCCCCCCUCUCCCUCCCUUAAGUGGCAGAUGCUCCAACCUGCUUUUUCUGUCUCCAGGAAGCUUCUGUGGCCUGACCUUGCCUCCCCCAAUCACCGUGGCUUGUCAUUGGCUGCAAACGGGUUUGGUGGUGUGCGCAAAGGACCAGGAUACUUCACGAACAUCCUCAAACAUGCAGGAAUGGCUGCACGUUUCCGCGGUUUUUUUGGCCCCACGUGCAACGGAAGUGUGCUGCGCUGCAUUGUGACGUCUGCUGUUGGGGAGGGGUGGGGGUAGGUGGUUUGACAGAAUGGUGAAUACUGACGAUUCAUUAAAUUCAUAUUACAGGUGAAUGUAACCUCAAAAUGCUGAAGUGGAUGUAACCAUAACUCGUUUUUUUGUUGUAUGAAGCAUUCCAACUGCUUGUGUUGCUUUACCUGCUCGAAAUUAUUUGAAUUGAAAUUCAAUCCGGUUUGGUUUUAAUACCCCAAAUAAAAUUGUCUAUAUAUGAAAAUAAAUGCUGGUUAUUUGUUUGUAAUUUGAGUAAAUGAUGGUAAUAUUUAGAAAUUGGCCAAAGUUUAGAAUCAUGUGAGCUGGCAUUUGAUUUGUGCAUUGUACUUGCUUUUGCUGACAGGAUUUAUUAUGUUUUGUUUUUUUAACUAUUUGGCAAUAAAACGUUUUGCAAUAUAA